AUGAAUGUCGACAUAAUAGAGCCAUUCAAUCGGCUCCAUCUUGCCGGGGGUGUGAAAAUAUCCGCUUUGAAAUUCUCCCAUGACCGUCUUUUUCUAGGAUUCUCCAACGGUGAUCUCACUAUAAUGAGAGUCAGCACUCAGAUAGUUCCAAGCAAAACGGCACCUAAGUCAGUUCGAAGCUUCCGGUCCUUCACUGACAUUAAGCGAUUGUUCAGUGACAAUGAACAGUCGCAAUUGCUAGUCAUCGAGAAGACUUUCAAGAACGUAACCACUAAUCAAUCUGCAAUCACCGUUCUUGAUAGCCUUCCACUUUACAAAGAAAGCAGCCGAGAGGUGAUAAUUCUCGGUAAUUCUGAGUUGUUGCUGGUUUUUGAGUGGGUUGGGUCUCAUUUGAACAUGAUCAAGUCAUUUGACGAGGCCAGAAACUAUUCCAUGUUCAGCUUUAUGGAGACUGGAAAUCUGCGCCUAAUUCUCAUUGGAGUCCGCAAGAAGCUUCUCAUAUUCAAGGUCGUACAGAAAUCCAGAAAUGUAUUUGACUUCAACUUUCACAAGGAAAUAGCACUUAAAGAGCGAAUUAAAGCAAUCGCUUGCUAUGCGGAAAACAGCUCUGUCCUCUUAGGAUUGAACCAUUCUUUUUUAAUUCUCGACAAUACAUCCUUCGAGGUGCGGGAGCUUCCGACUAGCGAUUCCAGCAUUUAUUCUCAGACUCCAAGCACAUCUUUCAGCUACUUUGGCUUUUCCAACGUGGGGCCAGAGGUCAAAAUAAUUCCUUGUGACGACGACAAUUCGUUGGUGGUGCGUGACACGCAGGUGGGAAUCUUACAAUUCGGUGAAAAUCAUGCUGUAUUACAUGAGUCAAAUAUCAAACUCACAAACAUACCCAUAGAUGUGGCUUUCUUGAAUCCUUGCUAUGCGUUAUUCCUAUACCCAAAAAAAUUGGAGGUCGUCGACAUUGAAAGUGGAGAGGUCAUUCAGGAAUUUCAUCAUCAAUUCAACAACAAUGGCAUCUAUCUCAGUGUGGAGAAUGACCUCAUAAUGAUUGGAUCCGGUGGUUACGUUUUCCAGUUCAACAUCCUCUCGUAUCAGAAACAAUUGGAUCAAUUCUUGUCAAUUCGUGGAGCUGGUGCCCUGUCGAAAAGUGUGAAGGAUCCAAAUAAUGACCUCCGAUUACUUGGUCUUGAUCGGGCAUUGGGGCUCGUUACAAAUUUGAAUGAGUCUGACGAGUUCUUUUCAGACAACAGUGACGCAGGAAUGUCCAACAAAAAGAUGAAGCAACUUUUUCUUCGAGAUCUCUACAGAAAUAAGGCGUUGGUUUUUUUCGAGUCAUAUUCAAAGUACCAUGAAGCAUUGGUAGAUAUUGCUUCAGAAUGGGUUCUCUCUUUCAAAGACAUCUUGCCUCUUUUUCCUGACUUUUUGAAUGCUGACUACAUGUUGAACAAAGACAUGGAGACUAACACGAAUAAAUCGAAAGCAGCAAUAAAAAGAGUGACCAUUGAGGAAGUUUAUUCCGUCUUGAAGCGUGAGGAAGUUUCUGAUUCGUCAGCUGGUUCUGAGUUGAAAUCUGGUGAGAAAUCUAAAUCUGACCCAAAGGAACUUGAAAUGGACCCUAAAGCACUACAAAGGGUCAAAAAGUUCAUUAAAGCAGUGAACAACUUGAUUGUAUACUUGACAGACCAGAGGAGAAUCCACUCCAGUUUCAUGACAAGCUCUGAGGAGGUUCCUAGCAUUGGGUGGAAGGGUGUCCAACUCAAUGUUCUUGAUAUCUAUCCCGGCAUUUCCAAGAGCGUCUUGGAGUCUCAGUUGGGAAAUUUGGGUGCCGUUAUAGAUACUUCUUUGUUCUUGUGCUACUUUUAUACAAAGCCGAUGUUGUUGGGGCCACUCUUGCGGUUGCCUAACAAUAGAUGUGAUGCAAAGAUCGUCAACGAUUGUCUUCUCAAGAAUUUACAUAACCAUACCCAACAGCUGCAGAAUUUCAUGCGAGAGCUUUUGGAUUUCUAUUAUGGCCGUGGGUUGCAUAGGGACGCAUUGUCCAUGUUGAAGGACCUUGCUCGAGAAAGCGAGAGCAAGCAAGAUGAAUUUGACGAAUACUUGAGAGGGCCCACACUAAUGAUCAAUUACUUGCAGAAACUCACAAACGAAGAUCUUGGUCUUGUUUUUGAAUUUUCCGGUUGGAUCUUGACCCAUGACGGUUCGAAACAGCUCGAAAGAUCUCGUCUUAUCUUUAUGAAUGACUCUUACGAAUGCGAAAGCUAUGAUAAUUUCAAAGUGUCUGACUUUUUGACAGGCAUCCUGGAGAAAUUAGGGAUUAAGUAUCUUGAGUGGGUAAUGUUUGAAAGUGAUGUCCUCGAGUCUGGUGAUCGUCACGAAAACGUUGGAAAGUUCGAGACGAAACUUUGUCUCCUUUAUUUGAAAGAAUUGAAGUCCUCUCAUUAUACUGAUGAAGUGCUUCGUAAGAAUCCAACAUACGCCAAACUUUACCGCUUGCUCGAAAGUACUACCUCCUAUGAACCAUGGACUGUUCUUCGUGAAAUCCCAACGAGUGAAGACAGCUACCUUCGAUUGACAAUUUUCAUUUACAAAAAGUUGGGCGAGCACCAAAAAUCGGUGGAUAUAUUGUUCAACCAAUUAUCCGAUCUUGAUGGAGCCAUGUUGUACUGCUCAGACAUCUACAAACAGCCAAAUAUGAAGGAGACCGGUACCUCAUUGCUUCACAAGCUUCUUGAAGAUCUUGUAAUGCACUACGAAGAGAACGAGGAUCUUGUUGCCAAGUUACUCAAGUUUCAGGGAAGCAAGAUGUCCAUUCUUCAGAUAUUGACUGUGUUGCCGGACACCUUUCCUUUGCAUAAGCUUCUGAUAUAUCUUGAGGAGCAAGUCCGGACUAAUGAGGACCAGCUUUACACAACACGGAUGGCUAGUCAAUUGUACAAGAUCGGGUCAGCUAAAGUCCGCCACAACUUACUUGUUGCUCAGUCUGCUUCAUACACCAUCAACAGUGGAAAUCAACGAUGCAAUAUUUGCGGAGAGAAAUUGGGUUACAGUGUUUUGAGUGUUGAUAAGAAAAACAGAGUAGUGCACUAUGGAUGCCAGGAGAAGAAUUUGCCAUGA
Molecule: messenger RNA, 3105 nt
Organism: Sungouiella intermedia
Lineage: Eukaryota; Fungi; Ascomycota; Pichiomycetes; Serinales; Metschnikowiaceae
Source: the annotation of a GenBank genome assembly